GGCAGGUUCGAGAACUGUCCAUAUGAGAUGUGAUCACAUCAAUUUCAACUUUUUCUGCUAGUGCCAAGGCAAGUUCAGAAUUUCUGGCCGCAUUCUACAGAUGGGCCAUUCAUGCGAGCACAGUUCCUAUGUAACUCACGCGUUUCCUAGAACGUCUGGUUCGAGAUUGCGCGUGAUCAGGAUGGCGCCAACUCUGUUGGAAAUUGAUCUCAGCAGUGUACAUGUCACGGUACAGUGACACGAGGACAAGUGACUGUUGAACGUUGAGGCACGUGCGUUUAUUUGGCUCGCCGCCUCCGGGCACGCGAGCAUCCCAAUGAACCAUCUGCCGUCGACCCUACUCCUCCUGAUACCCACCCGCCUGGUCCUCCUCAUAAUACAAUGACCGAAAUGGUCGCCAAAGUCUUCUGGCCAGAAGAGGCGCGCUCGAGCGAGCCUGAGAUACUCGCGAAAGUGCAUGCGAUCGCUGAACGUGACUUGCGGGUGAAGGGCCAUGUCCCAGACACGGUCUGGUUCCAUAUGUUUGAUGAGACAUCCACGGCCCACAUCAGAAAGGCAUUAGGAAUGAAUCACGAUACGCAGGGCAGCCGGGUCUUUUACAUCAUCGUAUUCAGGAAGCUUGAGCCGAUCACAGACCUGAGUGGGCCCGAGUUUCGCGAUGCAUGGUGGCAAAUCAUUAAUUGUCAUCGUAUACUCUGGGAAGGUGGUGUCUAUCACCGUGAUAUCAGCCCCAGCAAACUCAUGUACUAUCGGCUCUCAUGCGGUCGUGUAAUAGGCGUUCUCAACGACUAUGAUUUAUCUUCCAUUCAAGAUGAUUGUGCCAGAGGCAAUGAGCGCACAGGAACGGUGCCUUUCAUGGCGAUCAAACUGCUCACACUAUCGGCCAUCGAUGGCGUAGUUAAACACGUGUACCGGCACGAUGCUGAAUCAUUCAUCUGGGUUUUCAUCUGGGUCUGUCUUCGGUAUAAGGAUGGCAAGCCCCGCCGUAAGCCCAGAGGUCGCCUCGACCAGUGGCUCAAAGUAGAUGCGCCUACAUGCUGCACGCUCAAGUGCCACUUUUUACUAGUGGCACGUCAUGAAUCCAGCACACGACCCUCGCGAUCACACCUGGACAACUGGGUACUUGCACAGGCUUUACUUACGCCUGUUGCUUCAUAUUAUGUUCAUCCUGAUGUCGUCGCAGAAGAGAAUGUCUUUGAAACGUGGCUAAAGAAGCCUAUGGAAUCAAUAACUACCAUCUGGACUACGUUGUAACACCAUGUAUCAGAGUUCAUAUACAUUUU
Suillus discolor is the source of this 1283-nucleotide messenger RNA. RefSeq lists its product as uncharacterized. The coding region runs from base 382 to 1254 and encodes 290 amino acids. The transcript has 2 exons. The record is from RefSeq and is a predicted model, not a curated record. NCBI's taxonomy places the organism in Eukaryota, Fungi, Basidiomycota, Agaricomycetes, Boletales, Suillaceae.